Parathielavia appendiculata is the source of this 1138-nucleotide messenger RNA. RefSeq lists its product as uncharacterized. NCBI's taxonomy places the organism in Eukaryota, Fungi, Ascomycota, Sordariomycetes, Sordariales, Chaetomiaceae. Bases 201 to 1040 code for a protein of 279 amino acids. The record is from RefSeq and is a predicted model, not a curated record. The transcript is spliced from 3 exons.
GGGUACUACUGCCCAAAAGGUCAAAGACGCCUGCGAGUGAUGUGUAUUAAUACCCAGAUCUCCUUUCUCCCACCAACUCUCUCUCUCAACACCAGCUUCAACGGGUCUUACACUCACUUACACCCACCCACCUCAAUACAUACUCACCAGACCUCAGUCACUCUUUCAGACUUUGAUUUUAUUACAACUCCACCUUCACCAUGAAGUUCUUCGGCACCGCCCUCGCCGCCCUCGCGGUUGGCUCCGCCAUGGCCGCCCCGGCCAUUGAUUCACGUCACUACACGCCGAGUGCCAGCUCCUCGACUCCGGCUUCGGCUACGCCAUCCCCUUGCGCAUGCGGCGACAAGCCCGGCGUCGGCCUGCCCAGCAUCAGCUCGAGCCAAAUCGUCCACGGCACCGGCCUUCCCGUGCCCCUGCCGGGCAAAGGUGUGCCGGUGACGCUGCCGGGCAAGGGCACCCCCGGCGGCAAGCCCAACUCCGAAAACAACGAGGCUGUCAUUGUCGUUGUCAAGACCGUUGUUGAGACUGUCGUCGAGGUCGAGGCCAAGGUCAAGGCGAACCUGGAAUUGAUCGCCAAGAUCGUGGCCGCGGCCGAGGUUGAUGCCCAGGCUCUCCUCAAGGUCAUCGUUGCCCUCAAGGCCGACCUCAAGAUCCUCCUCGACGACUGCGUUCCCCAGCUCGACGGUCUUGUUCUCGAUGCCGAGGACCUGGUCGAGGCCGAUCUCAAGGUUGUCCUGGACCUCAUCGUCCGCGUCCAGGCGCUCGUUGCCGAGGUCGAGGUCUGCCUGAAGGCGCUGGUGGUCCUUAAAGCCGAAAUCCUCGCUGUCGUCGGCGUCGAGCUCAAGGCCUGCCUCGACAUCAUCCUCAGCAUCGCCACGCCGAUCGUCAACUUCUGCCUGGCCAUCGUCGCCAGUCUUAAGGUCAACGUCGUGCUCAAGGCUGUCGUCCUGCAGAUCACCGACUGCGCCCACAAGUUGACGAGCACCUGCAUCAGCAUCAACGGCCUGCUCGGCCCCGUCUUCGUGCUCCUGCACUUAUAAGGGGCUGGGUUCAGGACCGCCGCUGUGCCGUUUGGCACCGUGGAUGGCAUAAAAGGAGCGUUUGUAUGCUUCGAUGUACCUAGUUAAUAUGUAAUAUC